AUGCCGGCGCCGGACCGCGCCGCCGCGGCCGGCGGGCACCUCCGCGGCCACGCGCACCUCACCAACUGCGUACACCUGCGCCACCAUGGGGGAGGCGGCGGGGGGGCCGCGUCCUCCUCGGGCCGGAGGCGGAGCCCCGCGUCGGCAGCGCUGAUGCGCGACCUCCUCGCGCUCCAGCGCUCGCGGGCGCGGACGCUCCGGGACCCGUCCACGCGCCGCUCCGUCGAGUCCUCCAAGGUGGCGGCCGACCCCGACCCGUACACCGACGACGACCGCGACGGCGGCGUCGAUCUCCCCGCCAGGUCCCGACGCAGCGCCAAGGCCAACGGGGCGCUCAAGACGCUCCUCGACCAGCUCGCCGACAACCCCCACCCCAAGGCGGUCAGGCGCCCCCGCCGCCGCUUCAAACGCGGGGCCGGGGCCGGGGCCGCCCGCCGCGCCGGCACCGCCGGCAAGGCCCCAGAUCGCGCCGCCGCCGCGCUCUCCCUCAACUCCAGCUCCCAGGAGGCCGUCUACGGCAACAAGUACCUCUUCCGCGACGGCGACGAGCUGCGGCAGCAUGUGCCGCAGGACUCGCGCAACGUCUGCGGCAUCCCGUGGAACUGGUCACGCCUCCACCACCGCGGCAAGUCUAUCCUCGACCUGGCCGGCCGCAGUCUAUCGUGCGGGCUCUCCGACCCCAAGUCGGCCGCGGGGCGCGAGCCCGAAGCAACGGCCUCCGCCUCCGCCUCGCGCGCGCACCUCAGCGGUUCACACUCUCUUUUCCCGGUCAAGUCCGAGAGGCUGGCUUCCUCCACUAGCUCCGACUCUGACGCUUUGCCUCUGCUCGUCGAGGCGGCCACCUCCGGUGCACGCAAUGACAUUGGCGGCAUGACUGGCAGCUACUCCGGGGAGCUCGGGCUAUUCUCUAACAGGAGCAGCGGGAUGGAUUCUGACCUCUUGUCCCAGGUGCGGUCUGGGACACGGGGCUCUCUGCGAAGCCGCAGCCGGCACCGGAGCCUGACACAGAAGUUCGCGCCGAGGACGUUCAAGGACGUCGUCGGGCAGAGCUUGGUGGUGCAGGCGCUAUCCAACGCCGUCCUAAGGAGGAAGGUUGGGUUGGUAUACGUCUUCUAUGGGCCGCACGGCACAGGGAAGACAUCAUGUGCGCGCGUCUUCGCCAAGGCGCUCAACUGCCACUCUGCCGAGCACCCACGGCCCUGUGACUCGUGCAUUUCGUGCAUCGCGCACAAUGUUGGCAAAAGCAGGAACGUGAUGGAGAUUGGGCCCAUAGGCAACAUCGACAUGGAUGGAAUUGUGGAUGUUCUUGACAAUGUCAUGCUUUCACCGGCACCAUCACAUUAUAGGGUAUUCAUAUUUGAUGACUGCGACACAUUGCCAGCAGACACUUGGAGCAUCAUCUCGAAAGUCAUUGAACGGGCACCCCGUCGUGUGGUGUUUAUCCUUGUUGGUCCCAACCUCGACCUCCCUCAUAUCAUCCUGUCAAGAUGUCAAAAGUUUUUUUUCCCCAAGUUGAAGGAGUGUGAUAUCGUCAACACAUUGCAGUGGAUUUCCACCAGUGAAACUCUAGAUGCGGAUAGGGAUGCAUUGAGGUUAAUUGCAUCCCGUUCAGAUGGAUCGUUGAGAGAUGCUGAGAUGACUCUUGAUCAGCUGAGUUUGUUGGGGCAAAGGAUUUCUCUGUCUCUUGUCCAAGAACUCGUUGGUUUGGUAUCCGAUGAUAAGCUGGUUGAUUUGCUUGAUUUGGCACUAUCUGCUGACACUGUGAACACAGUGAAGACAUUACGAGACAUUACAGAAACUGGAGUUGAGCCUUCGGCACUGAUGUCUCAACUUGCCACGAUAAUUACUGACAUCCUGGCUGGUUCCUACAUAUUUGCAAGAGAAAGACCACGAAGAAAGUUCUUCAAACGUCCAACCUUGUCAAAAAAUGAUAUGGAGAAACUACGCCAGGCUUUGAAAACACUAUCGGAAGCUGAAAAGCAGUUGAGAGUCUCCAAUGACAAGGCAACAUGGCUUGCGGCUGCUCUGCUUCAGCUUGCUCCUGAUAAGCAGUAUAUGGUGCCAAGUUCAUCAACAAGUACGAGUUUCAACCACGGUGUAUUGGACGGUUCCCUUCCUGGUAAGGAUGUAGCAAGGCACUCAGCUAUUGAGCAUAAUGGUAACAUGGCAAGCACUUCUUACGGCGAAAGGAGAACCAUUAAACAUACAUCAAAUCACCAUGGUUCCUCCACUGUUACCAAAGUGAAUGAGCAAUCCAAACAUAGCAAAACUGAAAAUGAAAUGAUCUGGCAAGCAGUGCUUGAGAGUAUUCAGUCAGAUACACUACGAAAAAUGAUGGCCAAAGAAGGAAAGCUAAGAUCUGUCAGCCUAGGCACCGGACCGACAGUGCAAGUGAUAUUCAGCUCACGUGUAAAUAAGUCCAACGCUGAAAACUUCAGGGGACAAAUUAUGCAGGCGUUUGAGUCUGUUCUUCAUUCUGCUAUAAUACUUGAAAUCCGAUAUGAAGCAAAACAUGAUGCGGGAGCAGGUCAUGAUGAGAAUGACUCUGACACGAUAUCAAGGAGAUCCUUCAGUAAACAUAGCCCGGUUUCUUCUGGAGGUGAAACCCUCGUCAGGAGGCUUAAAAAAGACAGGGUUGUCAAGGGAGCUAGUUCUACUAAGACCAAGUGGAUGCAGUCUGAUCCCCACAUAUUAACAGAAGGCGAGAUCAUUGAAGUUGGACCUUCUCACAUGCACCGGUGUCCUGAAACAGAUAAUGGUGUUCAUAAUAUAAAUGAAAGAAGAAAUGAUAAUGCAUGGGAAGAGGCUUUGUCAUCACCAAACCAAGAGGGCGUGAUUAAACAAGGAGGAAAAAAUGGGAAUAAACAGCGUCGACAGAACAGCAUAGUAAAACGAAAGCUCUCACUUGCUCAUGUUCUCAGUAAGGUGGAGGUUUGUUCUCAACAAGGAGGCUGGUCUAGACGAAAAGCUAUGUCAAUUGCAGAAAAACUGGAACAAGAGAAUUUGAGAUUAGAGCCUAGAUCGAGAAAUAUACUGUGUUGGAGAACUUCAAAGACUCGCCGGAAGCUCUCGUCGUUUAGGUUCAGGACUGGAAGUGGAAGGUCACGAGCUAUAUCUCGGCUUAUCCUGUGUGGAAGAUGCAUUUCCACAAAAUCCCCAAGAUAA
Messenger RNA from Triticum turgidum subsp. durum (durum wheat), 3165 nucleotides. NCBI's taxonomy places the organism in Eukaryota, Viridiplantae, Streptophyta, Magnoliopsida, Poales, Poaceae. The record is from the annotation of a GenBank genome assembly.